AUGCCAUGUGAAGCAGCAAAGAGGAUGCUGAACUGGACUGUGCUGCCUAAGGUAUGCACAGAUUCGUUAUUUGAGGCCACUGAUUGUAGUGCUGCCCUCACAAUGACCGGUUUUGAGCGGUUGUGCACUGAUCUCUUCAGCAGAACGGUGGAUCCUGUAAAGAAGGCGUUGGGUGAUGAGAAGCUGGACAAGGCUGACAUCGACGAGAUGGUAUUGUACAGACGCAAAAAAAUUCGCCAAGUUAGGUGA
Messenger RNA from Echinococcus granulosus, 249 nucleotides. Its product is annotated as Heat shock protein SSA2. Gene Ontology annotation, biological process: protein refolding; cellular response to unfolded protein. Gene Ontology annotation, cellular component: cytoplasm. Gene Ontology annotation, molecular function: heat shock protein binding; ATP-dependent protein folding chaperone; ATP hydrolysis activity. The record is from RefSeq and is a predicted model, not a curated record. Bases 1 to 249 code for a protein of 82 amino acids. NCBI's taxonomy places the organism in Eukaryota, Metazoa, Platyhelminthes, Cestoda, Cyclophyllidea, Taeniidae. The transcript has 2 exons.